This is a messenger RNA of Oppiella nova, 1008 nucleotides long. NCBI's taxonomy places the organism in Eukaryota, Metazoa, Arthropoda, Arachnida, Sarcoptiformes, Oppiidae. The record is from the annotation of a GenBank genome assembly.
AUGGCGGACUCGGCGGCGCUCAAGAAGGCCAUGAAAGCCGUCACCGAAUACAACCGUCAGCUGAAUCAGGAGCGCCGGGAGGACAGGCGUCAGUGCAUUGAUCUGCAGACCUAUACCAUUAACCAUCCGCUGGGUCUGGGCCUCCAAAACAAGAGUCUUCGUCGGAAGCGUCGCCGAAUGGGUCGAUACCCGAUCGCACUCUUCCACAACCACUACCAGGACUGGUAUAUGAAGUACUCGAGCGAAGAGCUUAAGUACUUCCCGUUGAAUACCGUUCUCUACGGACCCAUCAGUGAUGCCAACGCUUUGCCGCCUUUACUUCAGUCCUCUCUCGACGACACCAUCGCUUCCGACUCUGACGUCGCAUCCGAUAUGGGAUCAGAUGACGAGAGCUCUUGCAGUUGCGGCCCAAAUGCCACGGAAGGCGACGCCAACGAUAUGGACGACAGUUCCGAUAGCGACGACAGUCCGCCGCGACUCGAGCGACAGCAACAGCCCAUCCCCUUAACGGCGGUGACGCCCAAGGCUUCGGUGGUUAAGCCGAACGCCGUCUGCAAAGUGUGCAAAAUGUCGACCAAAGCGGGCGAAGAACUGCUGCACUGCUCGGACUGCGACAAUAGCGGCCAUCCGUCGUGUCUGGAGUUCACGGGAGAGAUGAUAGACGCCAUACGUCUGUAUCAGUGGCAGUGUAUGGACUGCAAGACGUGUGUCCACUGCGGACAGCCUCACGACGAGGACCGCAUGAUGUUCUGCGAUAAAUGCGACAGAGGUUACCACACCUUCUGCGUCGGCCUCAAGACUAUACCACACGGCCGGUGGGUCUGCCUGUUGUGCGCCAAUUGUGGUGAAUGCGGCGCUAAGAUACCGGCGCCCGUCAACCAGAAGGGCGCGCACUGGCAGCACGAGGUGAUCAAAAUACUGUCCCCCACGGGAGAGACUAUGACCAGACAUCAGGUGCUCUGUCACGCCUGCUAUAAGACACGAAAGCAGAGGAAUAGUAAUCAAUAA